AUGAGUGAUGAUUUGCACAACAUUUUUAUGUCCAACAUGGAUGAGGCACCUGCUAGGCGUCAUGCUCGCGAGGCUUUUAAGGAUGUUCAGCUUGCCAUUGAUCACUGCUUGUUUCAGUUACCAGCAGAUGGGGUGAAGAUGAAAGAGGUUUAUGAAGUGAACUCCAGAGGAUUAAAAGUAUUCUCCAAAAGUUGGCUACCUGAAAGAUCUCCUUUGAAAGCAAUUGUUUGUUACUGUCAUGGUUAUGCAGACACUUGCACAUUUUACUUUGAAGGAGUUGCAAGGAAGUUAGCAUCAUCAGGAUAUGGAAUAUUUUCAAUGGAUUACCCUGGAUUUGGCCUUUCAGAUGGUCUUCAUGGUUAUAUUCCUAGCUUUGAAAAUCUUGUAAAUGAUGUCAUCGAGCAUUUCUCAAAAAUUAAGGAACAAAAGGAGUAUCAACACUUACCAAGCUUCUUGUUAGGUGAGUCAAUGGGAGGAGCAAUUGCUUUGAAAAUUCACUUCAAACAACCUACUGCAUGGGAUGGUGCUGCUCUUAUUGCACCUUUGUGCAAGUUUGCAGAUGAUAUGAUUCCACAUUGGUUGGUGAAGCAGAUACUAAUUGGGGUCGCUAAGGUUCUCCCCAAAACUAAGUUAGUUCCACAAAAGGAAGAGGUGAAAGAUAAUAUAUAUAGAGAUUUGAAAAAGAGAAAACUGGCACCCUAUAAUGUGUUACUCUAUAAGGAUAAACCAAGAUUGGGAACUGCAUUGGAGUUGCUUAAAGCCACACAGGAGCUAGAACAGCGACUGGAGGAAGUUUCUCUGCCAUUAUUGAUCAUGCAUGGAGAGGCUGAUAUAAUAACAGAUCCAUCAGCUAGCAAGGCUUUGUAUGAGAAAGCUAAAGUCAAGGACAAGAAACUCUGCAUCUAUAAGGAUGCUUUCCACACAUUACUUGAGGGUGAACCUGAUGAGACUAUAUUUCACGUGCUUGGUGAUAUUAUAUCUUGGCUUGACGAGCAUAGCAGCAGAAAAAAUAAAUAUUAA
Molecule: messenger RNA, 1020 nt
Organism: Gastrolobium bilobum
Lineage: Eukaryota; Viridiplantae; Streptophyta; Magnoliopsida; Fabales; Fabaceae
Product: caffeoylshikimate esterase-like
Exons: 8
Coding region: 1-1020 (339 amino acids)
Cellular component (GO): membrane
Molecular function (GO): lipase activity
Source: RefSeq, a predicted model, not a curated record